AAAUUCAAAGAGGGCCAGCUAAUGGGCACAGCAUGCAGCAUUAAUCUCAAGAAAUCAGAAUUAUCCUCAAAGACACAGGACUCUUAAGUACAAUGAUCUGUAUAGUAUUUGUUUUCCUUGCUUUUCUCCUGCAUCCUGCCAUUGAAGGAUCCCCACUUCCAAGCAAGGGCCGCUGCAUCUGCAUAGGAAGUGGGGCUAACUUUAUUUCUCCAGCGCACAUCAAGACGAUGGAAAUAUUUCCGUCUUCCGCAUUCUGCGCACAGAUCGAGAUAAUUGUUACUCUGAAAGAUAAAACAAAGAAAUGCUUGAAUCCCAAAUCCAAAUUUACCCUGAAGAUCAUGAAAAAUGCAAAGAAAUCAAGACACUCAUGAUUCGCAUCCCAUCUCUGAAGACAUAACAAAGUUAAGCCUAAGGGUAAAGGGGCCUUCACGUUCUUCCGAUUUUAUUUGGAAUCAAUCUCAUUCUGCUUUGCCUGCCUUAAGUGUCUGCCAGGUCUGGUAGCUAAAAACGUGAUAUAAAAGCAAUGUGAUCAUGAAUUUUUAAAUGGAUUUCAGAUGCCUGAUUUCUCCUGUAUUGACCAACCUGAUUUUGUACUGGAGAAUGUUGCAUGAAUAAUAAAAGAAAACAUUGAUAUAUUAUUUUUAUUAUAAUGAAAGCUGUACAGUUGAAAAGGAUGUUAAAGGAGUCAAUUUCUAUAAGCUCUGGUACUCUUGUAAAUAAUAUUUAUUUUUCCAGUGCUCAAGUAUAAGUGUCUUGUUCAAUAUGCUGCUCUGAUGAAGAUAAUAUGUUCUUGUAAACUGUUAUAUUUUGUCAAAUGCCAUAAUUAACAGAUAUUCAUUGUACAAGUGCUGCAGUAAUAUGGAUGAAAUUCCAUACUUUUAUAUAAAUAAAAAUAGACU
Messenger RNA from Polypterus senegalus (gray bichir), 899 nucleotides. Its product is annotated as C-X-C motif chemokine 11-1-like. NCBI's taxonomy places the organism in Eukaryota, Metazoa, Chordata, Cladistia, Polypteriformes, Polypteridae. The record is from RefSeq and is a predicted model, not a curated record. Gene Ontology annotation, molecular function: CXCR chemokine receptor binding; chemokine activity. Bases 93 to 371 code for a protein of 92 amino acids. The transcript is spliced from 4 exons. Gene Ontology annotation, cellular component: extracellular region. Gene Ontology annotation, biological process: inflammatory response; cellular response to lipopolysaccharide; neutrophil chemotaxis.